AAUUCAUGCUUAGGAGCAGAUUGCAACACAGCAUUAAAAUGCACCAUUUGACCCAGCUUUAUAUAACCUCCUGAAUGGUGUGUAUCCAGCUUUUCAAUCUGAACAAACUGGGUGAAGCAGAGUUGUUUGUAUGCCUUCCAUCCAACUUGCCCUUUGUCCACAUCAGCGGGUUUCUCUUUAAAAACAGACACAUAGACAAACAUAUUGCAUCUGUUUGCAGGAUGGUUAGUUAGUUGUUCCAAUGGUUCUGUUGACUGCAUAAACACAGCCACACCCUCCAGAAACAAACAUGCUCUGUCACCUCCACAGGCCAGGUGCAGGAAGGGCUGGGAGGCGUUGGGGGGGGAGGAGGGAAGGCUUGUUAUCCCUGUGAGGGUGGAGCAAAAGGGGGAGGUAAGGAAAGCGGAUGAAGCAUUUGAAGCUCAUAUUGACAUGCUGCUCUGCAGGCUCGUGUGAGAACAGGUACGAACUAAUAAACUCCAUGGCGGCCGUUUUCUUCUGUAGAGAUUUAUUUGUUUUAGUAAAAUAAUUUUCAAUCGCAGAGAUACUUUCCCUCCAGUUUGAACCAGUCUGACUAUACAGGUUUGUGGUUUGUUGGUGUAUUUAUCUUCAGAUACCCUUCAGUCUCUGCAUGGUCUAUCUGAAUUAUUUUAUAUUAUUCUUGCUGACUCAGGGACACAGCUGAUCUUGUCCCUGAGCGUCUCUGUCUGAUCCAGGGUUCAUUACCGGUCUACGCAAUCCAAAAAGGAUCCAAAACUCUUGAACAUUCACUAAUAGUAUAUUUGUCUUCUGUAGAUGGUUUAUUUCUAGCAGAACUGACAUUCCUGAACUCCUCUUCCCUGAGGCAAAACGAAAAACCUGUUAGUCCAUGUUUGUUGUGUCCUUGCAGCCAUGGAUGGUGUGUUGGAAGGAGCAUUGGUGUUGUCUGCGUGCAAGCUGGUCUGCAGUCUCUUCUUCCUGCCAUCUCUGGAUGCGUCCCACAGUCCUGUCAGCUUCUGCUGCUGCUGCCUCUUGAUCUUUACAGACUUCCUGGUCUCAGCUUUCCUGAGUUUCCUCUACACCUUGAAGUUCUGGUUGACUGAGCUGAACCCACCAGGUGACAUCAUUGCCCUGCGUUUGCUGCUCUUCCUCAGCCACACCUAUGGAGCCGUGCUGGUGCUAACUACGUUUCUGAUCGCCAUGGAGACCCUGAUCAGAGUGCUUUGGCCUCAUGUUGCUGGUGUUCCCAGGACGGUGGACUAUGAUGGGGAGGAGGAAGAGGACGGUGGCGUCUUGGAUAAAGGCGAAAGUUUGCCACAGGUGGUCAGUUUCUUCUGUUGCCUGUCGGUGUGGAUUGCCGUGGCCUUCAGUGUCAGGUGGCAUUGGAAGUUGGAGGAAGGGUGGGCUGCCGCUUGUUUGGACAUAACCAACUCUCUUGUCAGAUGUCUACCUAACUUCUUCAGUCCCAUGCACAGUCUCACCAAUCCCUACUGGAGCGUGGCCUUCCUCAUCCUGCUCGGGUUCCUGCUGACAGCCAACAAAGGCCUGCAGAGAAGAAACCAGACCUCUGCAGAGCCAAAUAGAACACCGAAGUAUAGGGAAGGAUUGUUGCAGGCCUUGGAUGGAGCUGCACCUGCAGCCUUCAAGCCUGUGAAUCCAGAGAUGAUUAUGUCACAGUGUGUUUACAGAGACUUUGUCCUCAUCUCCCAUGACUGUUUGCCUGAAAAGACGGGAAGACAGGAACUCAGGAAACAUGUUUCCCCGCUUUUUAGGAUUGAGCAACGCUCAGAUUCAAAUCGAACAAGCCUGAGCGGGUGUCGACUGUGGGGUUUUCCAAGCCUGGAGGAGAAUGCAGUAAUAGGGUUUGUAAGCGUGCUUUCCAUUUUCACGCUGCCCUUCUACGUCAGCGUGAAUAUUCUUCUGAUCAGGACCAUAGAUGUUCUGCUGCAGUGGUGCAUCAAGUCUUUACUUUCAUCUGCAGCCAACAGCAGAGACACUCCAGCCUCUCACAGAGAUACACAGGUUUAAAAAACAAAGCGAGACAGAUGAGUGUUUGCAACAGAACCAUGAAGAAUGGUACCAGUGUGCAAAUGGCUGUUUUACCUGUUAACAAUGCUUUGACAGGAGAGUAAACACACCCUCCCAGGCAGCUAUUCACGUGUUGGAAAUAAUAUUUGGAAAGUGCUGGAAAGUGCUGAGCUGGCAGGUCAGGGCGUGCUUGCAGAGAGAAUACACCCACACCUGGCACUUCUUUAACUGCUCAGAGCAUCAGUUUCCUCAGACUUUACACAAAACUGCAUCUAAUGUGAGAUUGAUCCAGGGGCAAACAGUGUCUUGAAAAGGUGUAACAUUAUGUCCGUUGAUGCCGCCUGACGUAAAGAUGCAUGUAAUAAACACCAAGUGAUUUAAGGGAAAACGGAUAGUUUUUCUUGCUACUGCGGAGUUAUGCAGAUUCAAAUUAUUUACAUUUCUACAUACAAUUCCUCACAAGAGUAUUCAUACUUCUGACUUGAUACUUCGUGCACAUUCUGUUUUUUGCACAAGCACAAAUGCAUUUUUCACUCGACCAUCAUUCCCUACAGACAUGACCCCUAUACAACAAGAGCAAUAAGCAGACGCCGCACCCUCAGUCAAAUAUUUUGUGCAACUUUCGAUAAAGUUAGAAAAAUAUCAUGUGGUGAGCUACAGGGCAGAUUAAAAGUAUGAUAGCUAAGCAUUUAUUAAAUCUAAGCAAUCGCAGAUGCUGCUAUUUAUUUCCAUCAUACAGGGCAUACAGUUAAAAACCAAAUAUCAACAGACACUGUUAAAAAAGACUCAUAAUCCUUUCUUCUUACUAUCUGACAUAAAAUCAGACUAAACUUUUCCCUUUUUUAAAUUAAUUAGUAUAGCUAAAAUUGUUUCUACCUGGAUGACAGAUUGGGUUAAUGCGAGGUUGGAAGUAAGGAUCUGCUGUCAUUACUACGGCUUAGGGUUUGAAAAUGGAAAAAGUGGUUUUUAAGGUUGCUCUUAAUGAUCUAGAGAGGGGAUCAUUUGUCUGUUAAUGUUGUAAUUGAGAGAUGUUUUGUUCUGCUAUUUAUGAUGGUGUAUAAUUGUUCUUUUCUUUUGUUACAUGUUUUGUUCUGAAUGACAUGUAACUGUGGUGCUGCCAGUCUUGGCCAGGCCUCUCUUUUACAACAGAUCCUUAAUCUCAGUGGGAUUUUCCUGGUGAAAAUAAGGGUAAUAAUAAAGUUACCAGAAUACUG
This is a messenger RNA of Girardinichthys multiradiatus, 3221 nucleotides long. RefSeq lists its product as uncharacterized. NCBI's taxonomy places the organism in Eukaryota, Metazoa, Chordata, Actinopteri, Cyprinodontiformes, Goodeidae. The record is from RefSeq and is a predicted model, not a curated record. The coding region runs from base 892 to 2007 and encodes 371 amino acids. The transcript has 2 exons.